GGCAACAUUCAAGUAGGUUCUACUUCGUAUACUCGUCUGCUUGUUUUGAAAUUUUCAUUACAUAAAAAUGCUUAAAAUAUUUGAACCAAGUAAUGUUUUAUAUGUCUGUACUUGUGGAGCUGAAAGACCCAUCACAAAAAUUUAUUUUUGUCGUCAUUGCUCUAGUUUAAGAUGCGGGGAAUGUGUUUCUCAUGAGGUUGAUUCUCAUUAUUGCCAAAAUUGUUUGGAAUAUAUGCCAUCGCCAGAAGCGAGACUGAAGAAAAAUAAAUGUUCAAAUUGCUUUGACUGCCCCAGCUGUAUGCAUACACUCUCAACUCGUGCAACAAGUAUUCAAAUUCCAAACCCAGAAGAUGCUUCUAAAACUAUGCCAAAAAAGGUUUAUUAUUUAGUUUGUGGAUUCUGCAGAUGGACAUCUCGUGAUGUUGGAAUUGCAGAUCAAGCAACAGCUAGUGGAGGUUGGCAAGAAGCAGAAAAUCCUCAUAGCAAAAGAAUAUCUCAGCUGAUGGAAUAUUAUCGACUUCUUGCUCAGAAGGAAAAAUUAGAAAGAGAAAGGAAAAAAAUCAAUCAACGUUACAGCUAUUUACAUAUCUCAGAUAAAUAUGGCAUGUCGGCAACAGUAGUUAGGAAAUUAGCUGGUUUACCUCCUACAUUAAGCAAAGGGGAACCUGAAGUAUCUGAGCAGCUGACCUUACCCGAGGCAACAUCAGAUGUUGAACCUCUGCCGGAAAGUUAUUUGACACAACCUUUAAAUUUAUCAUCAGUUACUACUCUGAAACAAAGGCUGUUUCAACCUCAAUUUCAGCCUGUUUAUACUUCUGAAUUAUAUCCACAAAAUAAGUAUAUGCACAUAAAACGGUCUCAACGUUGUAAAGUAUGUGAGCACAAUCUUAGCAAACCAGAGUAUAAUCCAUCAUCAAUUAAAUUCAAAAUACAGUUAGCAGCUUUCUAUCAUAUACCAGAACUGAGGAUUAAAAAUGUGUCAAAAUUAUAUCUUCAAAAGACUUGUCUUGUAGAAAUGGUUUUAAUCAAUCCUACACCUCAUCUAGCUCAUAUUACAUUUGAACCUGUAGAAAAUCCAUCGGAUGAUUUGUCCUCUGUUAAGUUACCUCCUGGUGAAUUAAUUUUAGCUCCUAGAGAUGAUACAGCAGAAUUUGAUGAUGUGAAUGAUAAUCAGAAUUUCAAGGAUGAUCCAAACAUUGUGACUUUUCGAAAAGCAAAUAAAUUGGGCUUUAUGUUUUCACUCGUACCUUCUACCAAAGAUGUUGUUGUGUCUUUUAAAAUGAAGCAUGAUUUUAUAAAUAUGGUAGUUACAUUACCUGGAGAACAACCUAGAGAACCGCAAGUAGUCUGGCUGACUCAUACUCUGAAAAUACGAUUAGGCACAGUUGUUGGAGAAGUGUAAUACCUCUUGUUUCCAGGCAAAAAAAAAACCAAUGAUAUAUAUAUGCUAUUUAUUAUUAUUAUACAUUUUCUGAUAAUUGGAAUUACUGCUAUCUGAUAGCUUUCAUCAAAUUAUUAUAAAUUUGUUUUAAUUAUCAAUCUAAUACAUUUUGUAAAUUCUGACUGGUCUUAAUAUUUUUACUUAAUAUUUUUAUGUGCAAUUUUCGUAGCCUCUCAUUUAUAAUGAACUUUAUAAACAAUCAGCUAUGCAUGACAUAUUGUGAGCAAUGUUAUAAUCAUAAAUAAAGAAGUUGCUUAACAAAAAUAAAAGUGCAUAUUUUAUUUCUGACUUCACAGUAAACAAAUAUACAAGCACAACAUGUCACAAAUCUUUAACAAAGAUAAAUUUGGCCGAGUCUUCCAGGAGGUCAAUUUAAAUGCUCAAAGUGUUCUUAAAUAACUAGACUAUAUAACUGCAGCUUUAUACGCAGAUUUUAUUACAUUCAUAAAAGACAAAACAAUAUAAAAAUUAAGGACUGAUAAAAACAAUUAAUGAAAUUUCUUUAAGCACUGCUAUAGAAUCAAAGUCUUGGGGACUUCCCAGGGGAAUUCUUGUCUUCCAAAAUGACCA
Messenger RNA from Argiope bruennichi, 2011 nucleotides. It is a transcript of the gene DCTN4-p62, whose product is annotated as dynactin subunit 4-like. The coding region runs from base 68 to 1402 and encodes 444 amino acids. NCBI's taxonomy places the organism in Eukaryota, Metazoa, Arthropoda, Arachnida, Araneae, Araneidae. Gene Ontology annotation, cellular component: dynactin complex. The record is from RefSeq and is a predicted model, not a curated record. The transcript is spliced from 14 exons.